Molecule: messenger RNA, 1171 nt
Organism: Dothidotthia symphoricarpi CBS 119687
Lineage: Eukaryota; Fungi; Ascomycota; Dothideomycetes; Pleosporales; Dothidotthiaceae
Exons: 1
Coding region: 39-1100 (353 amino acids)
Biological process (GO): lipid storage
Cellular component (GO): lipid droplet
Molecular function (GO): lipase activity
Source: RefSeq, a predicted model, not a curated record
CCCCAACAACAGCAACAACCCCCAACCCAUUCUCCACAAUGGCUUCCCUACCAUCCUCAAAGAUCCACCUCCUCACCCCCCCAGAACCAGGGAAAAAAGCCGCAGCAAAAACAUACAUAAUCUACUUCAUCACAGGCAACCCCGGCCUGAUAGAAUACUACCGCAACUUCCUCGUCCACCUCUACGGCCUGCUCACACGCGACACCGCCUCAGACCGGGAUGUGGAAUUCCAAGUCUACGGGCGCUCCCUCUCGGGCUUUGAAAUGCGAUCAUCCGAUAUCAAGACCCUGAAAUGGCGGAAAAACCCCCCUUACGGACUGCAAGACCAAAUCCGACACGCUGAGGAAGACGUCACGGACCUGGUCGAAGAAGCAAAAGACCAGGGCGCCAGAGAUGUACGUGUGAUUCUAAUGGGCCACUCGGUCGGCGCCUACAUCUCACUCGAGAUCCUGCGGCGGCUGCGCGCCCACGGGCUCGCGGGCGAAGACUUCGAGACCCGGAUCGCAGGCGCCAUUGGACUCUUCCCCACCGUUGUAGACAUCGCGAGGAGCGAGAGCGGAAUCAAGGUAUCGCCGUACCUGAAGAACUCCAAUUUCGCUGCCUUCGCCUCGGCGUUCGUCGGAUUCAUCACGCUCCUUCUCCCUGUUUCUUUCCUAGCCACGCUCAUCAAGAGUUUCAUGGGCUUCCCCGAGGACGCGGCGCACACAACGGCUUCGUUUGUAAAAUCACCACACGGCAUCCAGCAGGCGCUCCACAUGGCGCGCGACGAGAUGUUCCAGAUCGACACGGAUAUCUGGGAUGAUGAUGUGUGGGGUGCGGCUGUGGCGUCGAAGUCAGGACAUCCGCACCCGCGGCCCAUUCUGCGGUUCUUGUUUGGGCAGAAGGACCAUUGGGUUGCGGACGGGACGCGGGAUCAGCUGAUCAAGGCGCGUGGGCGAGGCAUGGUGGAGCAGGCGGGAGAGGAAUGGAAGCCGGUUAUGGAGAUUGAUGAGCGUGAGAAUUGGCCGCAUAAUUUUUGCAUAGAUCAUAGUGUGCCUGUUGCGGAGAAGAUGGCUUGGUAUGUGAGGGAUAUCGUGGAGCAGGAUGUGCAGAGCAAGUAGGGGUUUGACUGGGAUUACUAGCUAUGAACUAGGAAUAAUAAUCAUACGCGUUCAGCGUAUGGCAUGUUGCA